UUACUCGGCAGCUCCCAUUCAAGUAAAAACGUUCCUUGGUGCACUCCACGGAACGAGGUUUUCAAUAUUGCACUGUGCACAUAAACCUCGCUGUGAAAUGUGUCGCGUCAUUGCCGCUUGAGGGGACUGGACUGUCACAAUGCAAGGGCGCUGUAUAUAAGAUAUAGAUUUCGACGUGGGAAAUCCUGAUCAACAUCAACCAGGAAGCAUCGUAACUUGAAACUGGAAAACAUCGGAUGCUGUCAGAUAUCCGUCUGCGCUACAUGCUCAAAACAUUACAAGUGUAAACUGACCUCUUUAAAAUGGACAGGAAGGAGAAUUCCCCUCUUCUUCCAGAAAAGCACGAGAACCGGAAGGUCAGAUCCGUUCCUUUCCUCUGGUGCGCAACAGCAUGCGCAGUGAUCACUUUCCUCGUAGCCCUGGCCAAUGCGUCGUCCACGCCGAUCCUCAGCCAGUAUGUCCACGCCCAAAUCCUCAACGGCUACAACACAAGCACGUCCAACGACGGAAGCUCCGCCUGCGGGGUCAACACGACAUCUACGACAGAUGACCCUUUAGUGAAGGUGCAACAAGAGACGUCCGACUUCCUCCUUCUCCUCGCCGUCGUCAACAACGUCCCUGCGAUCUUCAUCAACGUCAUCCUGGGUUCUAGCUCCGACUACCUCGGCAGGAAGAUGUUGUUCUUCAUCCCUAGCUUCGGUUACUUUCUCCGAUACGUUUUCUGUGUGGUUAUCAUGGCUCUAGAGCUGGAUAUCCAAUAUUUUUACAUAGCGUAUUUUCUCGACGGCCUCGGGGGGUCAAUGUGUGCCUUCCUCGUGGCGAGUUUCGCGUACACGGCUGACAUCACGUCUAAUGGACGGGAGAGGAUCCUGGCAACGUCUGCCGUGGAGGCAUGCCUGGCGUUAGCUACCUGCACUGGCAUGCUAGUCACUGGGUUCCUUAUACCGUUAGUUGGAUAUCUAAACCUGAACAUCAUGAUGACAUGUACGAUGUUCCUUGCCAGCAUCAUAAUAAUGUUCCUCCCUGAAACAAUGGAGAGAGGACCUAACAAGCCGUGGUCUCCUCUGAAGCAUUUCAAAAACGUUUUUGGAUUCUACUUCUUCAAGAGGGGAAACAGAAGAGGGGCCUACAGCUUAAUGCUUUCAAUUUUUCUUUUCGGAGUUUUAAGCGUCCUUGGUCGAUUUGGCGUUGAAACGUUAUACGCUUUAGAUCGACCUUUUUGUUGGGAUUCUGUUCAGGUUGGUUAUUUCGGUGCGCUCAGAAGUGGGCUAACAAGUGUAGGGUCUUUGUUAGCCAUCAAAUUCCUCCAAAGACACGUUCGUGAUCAAACUAUUGCUUUGGUUGGCACUGUAGACGCUGCCUUAGCAUGUAUUUUGGAAGGCUUAGCUACAACCGGAUGGAUGCUGUAUCUAGUUCCGGUGGUCGGCGUGGUGAGUGCGACAACGAUACCCAUCAUCCGGGGCAGUAUGUCUCGCAUGACGUCACCAACAGAACAAGGCGCCAUCUUUGCCGGAAUAGGAGUUGUUGAGACUGUUAUGAACUUGAUAUCGCAGGUUGCGUACACCUCCGUGUAUUCCGCGACUGUUGGUUCAGUGAAGGGGGCGGUGUUCUUCCUCAUGGCGGGGUUAAGUGGGGUGACAGCGGUUUUAAUUAUUAUUUGGAUGGCCAUUACGCCCCGCUUCGAGCACCUGUACACGGUUCAUGUCUCUCCGGCUGAAUCGGCUUCGAAUUCGAAUGAAAAUAACGCCCAUAUUGAUAAAAACACAAAAAUGUAACUGCAAAGGCAGUGAGUAAUUUAACAAAUACUGUUUUUGGAUUUGUGACUAUUUAUUAAAUCUGUCAUGUAAAUUAUAAUUAAUUUAUUAUAUGUUUAAAAAUUCCAUAUACUCCACUGCAUCUGCCAACUUUCACAAAACGAUUCACCAUAUGACUGAGAUGGCUAUGUCCAAAUGGAUAAUGUGAUAGUUUGUUGGGGUGAAGUUCGUAAACGUUUCUCGGUUUUGUGAAACGCAUGUGCACCGGUGAAACCAUAGUGCUACGAACUCCUUGUCGGAUCCAGGAACGCUUAAGGGAGGUAACUUUGCACAGAGACAAACGUGCCAACCACUGCCCUCAUUCAUUCUGAACAUGUACUGCUAAAAAUCAUCGGUUUUUUCUCGGUCAUUCAGUGAACAGAAGACGGUUUUAGGAAUACAGAUGUGGACAUUAUCUCUUGUCCAAUGAAAAACCGCUAUUUGGUCACAUGGAGGACAGUUUUCUUCCCGUAAAUGUAACGCGGACAGUUCGAAUGGUUGUUUUCUUUAAAAUUCUUGAGCGAUACGAUAAUGUAGUACAGAUGAGUAAGACACGCACUGAAACAAACCUUAUGACAGAGUGGCCUUAUGGACUGUCACACAUCGUCUGUCGAUUAUUCAGCACCCGUGAAGCUCCGGGGUAGAAUAGGUCUUCAGCAACCAAUGCUUGUAAAAGACGACUAUGCUUGUCGUAAGAGGCGACUAACAGGAUGGGGUGGUCAGGUUCGCUGAUUUGGUUGAUGCUAAUUUUCGUA
Molecule: messenger RNA, 2548 nt
Organism: Haliotis rufescens (red abalone)
Lineage: Eukaryota; Metazoa; Mollusca; Gastropoda; Lepetellida; Haliotidae
Product: solute carrier family 46 member 3-like
Exons: 3
Coding region: 303-1775 (490 amino acids)
Biological process (GO): transmembrane transport
Cellular component (GO): membrane
Molecular function (GO): transmembrane transporter activity
Source: RefSeq, a predicted model, not a curated record